AUGGCAAGAAAAUCCAAAUCAAAAGAAGUUGAAGAAGUUGAGGAGGAAGAAGUGGUUGAAGAAUCAUCGGAAGCAACCGCAGAAGUAGGAGAUGCUUUUAUUCCAAUCCAAGAAUUAGAAAACCAUGGCAUAUCAGCAACCGAUGUAAAGAAACUUGUUGCUGGUGGUUUCCAUACUGUACAAUCUCUAAUCAUGACUCCAAAGAAGACCAUCAUUAACGUUAAAGGUAUCAGUGAACAAAAGUGCGACAAGAUUCUUGAAGCAGCACAAAAACUCUUCCCUUCUGGUUUCUCAACGGCAGCGGCCUAUCAAGAAGUGAGAAAGAAAGUUACCAAAGUUUCAACGGGAUCCAAAGAAUUGGAUAAAUUACUAGGUGGUGGUAUCGAAUCUAAUUCGCUAACAGAAAUAUUCGGAGAGUUUAGAACUGGAAAAACACAACUUUGUCAUACACUCGCUGUAACCUGUCAAUUACCUCUCGAGAAUGGUGGUGGUGAAGGAAAGGCAUUAUAUAUUGAUACGGAAGGUACCUUCCGUCCUGAACGUUUGGAACCAAUUGCAGAAAGAUUUGGCUUGAAGUAUUCCGAAGUAUUAGAUAACGUAACAUUCGCUAGGGCCUAUUCAAGUGAUCACCAAGAAAAAUUAUUGCAAGAAGCAGGAAAAUUAUUGGCUGAAAGCCAUUAUGCAGUCAUCAUUGUUGAUAGUUGUACUGGAUUGUAUCGUUCAGAAUUUUCUGGACGAGGUGAAUUGAACGCAAGACAAAUUCGACUUUCAGCAUUCUUGAAAAAUUUAUUGAAACUUGCCGAUGAGUUCCAUGUUGCAGUUGUGGUGACAAAUCAAGUCGUUGCACAAGUGGACGGUGGUGCUGCCUUUGCUGGUGCUGCCAACGCAUUGAAACCCAUUGGAGGUCACAUUAUGGCUCACAUGGCCACCACUCGUCUUUUCCUGAGAAAAGGAAAAGGUGAGGAAAGAAUUUGUAAGAUUUAUGACUCGCCCUCACUGCCAGAAGCUGAAUUGGAAAGAGUUGGAGUUUCAGAAGAUGAUUAUGAAGCCAAUGAUCCUCGAAGUGAUCGAUAUGUGCCAAGCACUAAAAACGUGUGGACCUUUUCAACUGCCUUACAUAUGGCCCUUAUGAACAAGAAUGAACGACUUGUCAAGCUAUUGCUUGCACAUGGAGCUGACACGAGAAUUCCAUAUAGAGAGGAUGAACAGAACACGACAUGUUUGGAAUUGACAAAACAACAAGAACCUUUUCUUUCAUUGAUCAAGAAUGGUUUCGAAUGGACUCCAGAAAAUCAUGAAUUGUUACCAUCGAAUUGA
This is a messenger RNA of Naegleria fowleri, 1317 nucleotides long. RefSeq lists its product as uncharacterized. The transcript is spliced from 2 exons. Bases 1 to 1317 code for a protein of 438 amino acids. Gene Ontology annotation, cellular component: condensed nuclear chromosome. Gene Ontology annotation, molecular function: single-stranded DNA binding; double-stranded DNA binding; ATP binding. Lineage: Eukaryota; Heterolobosea; Eutetramitea; Acrasida; Naegleriidae. The record is from RefSeq and is a predicted model, not a curated record. Gene Ontology annotation, biological process: mitotic recombination-dependent replication fork processing; DNA strand invasion; double-strand break repair via homologous recombination.